GCUCUUACAGACCGAUCACAUGACGUGAAAAUGGCCGAAGAAAAUAACACGAAUGCCGACAACUCCAAGGAGGUUGAGAAUACAUCACCAAUGCAAAACGGUGUCAGUUAUAAUGAAGACGAUGUGGGAAUCGGAGAAGUUGAAAGCAUUGACACGAUAGUUCAAGAAUGUAGUAUAGAGUUUGCAGACCUUGACAAGACAUUGGACCAGUUGGACACAUGGAUGAAUAAGCUGGAGGACCAGAAUGAUAACCUGUAUGGUAGAAUUGAGGAAUUGUUAGAAUCUAACAGACAGAUCAAAAAAGAGCUUCAAGAACAAAACCAGGAAAGUCAACAACAAGGAGGAUCUGACCAAAAUUCAGACCCAAUGGAUCAAGGAGACUCUAAGAGUUAACAGAUAUAGACUGAGAAUUCACAUAUAUACACCUCAUUAUCGCCAUAGCAAAAUAUAUAUAUAUUUAUGUAUCUUAGUCAGAUUACUUAGAUCUGAGGUAUGACCAAUGUAGUUGUCAAAAGUGGAGCACAAACUUGUUUCAGUUGUUGCUGAAACUUAGUCUCUUUUACUAAGGUUAGAACCCUGAGUGUCAUAGAUGUACAAUUUCAAAGUGGGGUUAUUGGAUGACUACUAAUAAUAUAAAGGUGAAGUGGCUGCAUACAGGAGUAAGGUAUACCUUUUGGUUUUGUUGAAUUUUAACUUUUGUGUGAACUGUUAAAGAAAUCUGCAUUAUGCUGUUAACUUGUCAACAUGGCUAUGAACAUAAACAAUUAAAAUUGACAUAUAUGUUUUGAGAUUGCCCUUAAUGUGCACUCCCAAGUCUUGACCAUUAUUAUAGACUCCCAAGUCUUGACCAUUAUUAUAGACUCCCAAGUCUUGACCAUUAUUAUAGACUCCCAAGUCUUGACCAUUAUUAUAGACACCCAAGUCUUGACCAUUAUUAUAGACUCCCAAGUCUUGACCAUUAUUAUAGACUCCCAAGUCUUGACCAUUAUUAUAGACCUAAAAGACAUGACUUAUGGAAACCUGGUGAUUUGGCAGUCCAAGUACAACUGAGAAAAUCCAAGGCAUAUAAUCAGAAACUGUUUACUAAUUUUUUUUUUUUCAAAUUGAUGUGUUCUUAGUGAAAUUAAAUUUGAUUAUAUACAGAUCUUCAGAGUGCUUGGUAAUGAUCAGACUGCUAAGUGAUGAUCUGUAUAUGAUCUUAUUUAGUUGAAUUGUAUCUUUUUUUUAUGUAGAAUAUUAAUAAGAUAUUUGAUGUGAUAAAUGUAGUGAGUGUCAUUUUUUCUCAAAGUGUUAGAAAAAGAGUAAAUCGUAUUGGUGAUCAAGUGUAUACUGGAACAUAAAUACCAUUAUCCAGGUGUAGAAUUGGGGUUUAGAACCUUAUCAUUUGAUAUAACUCCAAUCAAGAUUUCAUGUAUAAUGGUGGGUCUAAGCAUCUAGUGAACAUAACUCAUAUUGUCAGUUUUUGUUUUAAAAUACAGAACCAAAUACCGUAGUAAACUGCAAUUCUCAGUUAAAAGAAAAGGUAAAUCUGUUUAUGUAAACAUUUCUUGCCAUCAAAGUGACUUUAUAAAAUACAGAAAACAAUACAAUUUCAUGUUUACCUAAGCUACACAAUUCAUAUCAAAGGCAACCUUAUUAUAAAUUAUUUUAUACAUGUAUCAAUUACAAAAUAGAUAUUUCAAUAUAUCAAGACAAAAGAAAUUUCAAGUCUACUGUGGUACUUGCAACUAUGAAAAUAUUAUAACCAGAACAAGUGGCUCUCGUAGAAAAGUUAUGUUGUAGAAUGUAGAUCCAAUUGUUCAUCAUAAAUGUAUAAGGAAUCUGUUCCCAUAUUAUUGGUAUUGCUGUAUUGUAUAAGGAUUCUCUCCCCUAUUCAUAUUGCUGUUACUUAUAAGAAAUACAAUUGUCAUGUAUAUCCUUCGAUAUUGAUUUGUUGAAAUGAAUUGUGAUGUAUUCCAGAACUGUAAAUGUUGAAUUUUACAAAUACUUGAUUGAUUGAUGAUAAAUUGUUGUUUUUAAUUAUUUUAAUGACGACAAUAAAAUUAAUGCUAAAACAAA
Molecule: messenger RNA, 2058 nt
Organism: Pecten maximus
Lineage: Eukaryota; Metazoa; Mollusca; Bivalvia; Pectinida; Pectinidae
Product: UPF0184 protein-like
Exons: 2
Coding region: 31-393 (120 amino acids)
Source: RefSeq, a predicted model, not a curated record